AUGAACCUAUCUGAUAGAUACCAGACGGACAGGUCCCUGGGAGCUGGCAAAGCGCCACCCCAGUCUGUGGAGUUGAGGCAAAGCGAGGAAAGAGUACGCAAACUCGAGGAGAUAAUUCGGGAAAGAGAUUUGCUGAUUGAGUGUAAUCUAACUGAGAAAUUACAACUAUCAGGUUAUAAGAUAAAUAAGUUGAUCUCAGAAAACCAUUCACUUAAUGAGCAGAUCUCUGACUUAAAUUGUAAACUUGAGGGAAGAAUGAACAAAAUCAAAGCCCUUACCAACAAAAACGCCAAGCUCGAAGAGCACCAGACGGUGCAGGGGGGGCUGGCUAGCGACAAAAACAUAAGCGAACAGAAAAAGAAUAGAACCAGGGAAGACGUCGGCAUGUCUCCGCCUUCACAAGACGGUGACAUGCCGGCCUCGGAACCGCAGUACAUCACAGCAAACCACCUAGAAACGGCUGAAAACAACGUAAACUCGCCCCCCAUAGUGAGUGGGGAGCUAAACCACCGACGAAUACGCCAAUACUCACAGAAAGAGCCCUCCAACAGCGAGCAAACGGCAGCACCGGGAAAAAAUAAAAAACUAGAGCGGGGUAAGUCUCUAGCUGGCAGUCCCUACCCCCUCCAAAAACCUCUCCUCGAACGGAGAUACUUAAAAACUCCAUCCCCUUCCUUGCAUCCCGACCAGGACAUGGAAGCUGAAAAACCCCAUAAUAGUGCAGAAGUGUACAAAACCAUCUGCGAUACCCUCCAAUCUGAGGUGGAUUUCCUGCAGUCUACCAUUGAAGAUAAAAACUUAAAAUAUAAAACACUCGAAAGCGAAAAUCUUAAGCUUAAAAACAAAGUAAAAAACACUGAGGAGGUCAAUCUCCUCAAAGAACAAAACGACAUCUUCAAUGCUCAACUGCAGGAGAUGAAUGAUACCAUGGAGAAAAUUCUAAUGAUUAAUGAAAAAUUAGAAAAUGACAACAAAAACUUUGCCGGGCAGCUGGAGGCGUUGAGGGACCGGUUGAACGAAAACCAAAAAAAGGAAAACACAAGAAAGAGAUCUAGGAAAGACGCAAACAUCUCCUCUCCCCGCGAGGAGGAGAUGGUGCAAUCCGAAGAUUCAGAUAAAAACACCGACACUAAAGAACCUGGUCCCUCAGCGCACCCAGUUGCUGCGGCGAACACGCAGGACCACAGAAACCUGACUGCUCUUCUCAAGGAAAGGGAGAUGGAAUUCCACUCCUUCUUCCUUGAGGAGGACAGGAAGCUGAACCUCAUCCUGAGAGGUUUCGAUAGGAACUUUAAUUUGAGAGAAAUAGAGGAAGCACUGAACCGGAUGGGAUUCGAGCCAGAAGAAAUGGGCUGCUUUAACACCGGCCCAGGUCGAAGAAGGCAAACGGAUCUCAUCCGGUCCCUAAUCAAUAAAGAUCAAGAGGACAUAUACAAGGUCGACAACCUCAUGAACAUUAGGAAUAUGCGCUCUGAGAGCAUGCUUGAGCUUGAAUCGUUAAUCGUCGUUCAAGUGGACGACGACGACGAGAACAGAGCAUCAAGCUGUUCAUAG
Molecule: messenger RNA, 1554 nt
Organism: Anthonomus grandis grandis
Lineage: Eukaryota; Metazoa; Arthropoda; Insecta; Coleoptera; Curculionidae
Product: putative leucine-rich repeat-containing protein DDB_G0290503
Exons: 5
Coding region: 1-1554 (517 amino acids)
Source: RefSeq, a predicted model, not a curated record